AUGGAAGAAAGGAAAAAGGAAGAGGAAAAAAGAAAGAACAAGGAAGACGCAAAACGGAUUGCUCAAUUCGUCAAACCCACUCCUCCCGUGACAAGCUCGAGCAGCUUGACACCUGAGACAGACGACAGCAAGAUGGACACAGACGUCAUCGCAACCCCUGAUACCAACGACGACGGAUUCACGUUAGUGGGAAAAAAGAGGAAGAAUAACUCCUCCAGAAACGUGUCGGACAGCGACAGCGACGAACCCCACAAGUCAAAAAGAACAGACACCAAAACUGUGCCAGAAGAGCAAACUGAACAAAACACGGAUGCUAGCAAACCAAAACCUCCACCGAUCAUAUUGGCAAGGGCAGGUAGAUGGUUCCAGUUGAGACUGGGGCUCAGAGAUAGAGAGAUCGGCUACCUGUCUACCGUAUAUAGAAACGGUAAGCUGAAAAUAUGGCCAGAAACCGAAGAAGACUACAGGAAGAUGCAGAAAUACUUCCUGGAAAUGGACGAAAGAUUCCAUUGUUUCACCCUAAAGGAGGACAAAUCUUUCAAGGCAGUGAUCAGAGGGAUCCCCGAAGAUACUGACCUUAAAAUUAUCAAGGAUGAGCUAGUAGUACAAGGACUAAACCCAAUCAAAGUUAAGAAAGAUUUGGGGAAUUUUGAAGCAGCAAUUCACGGUAUACGGGAGCAAAUGGACAGCAUUAUUGACAAUAUUCAAGGCGAAAUAAACACGUCGCAAGGAGAAACUGGUGACCGGAUAAGAAAAAAGACACGAAUUGAAGAGAACAGCAGAAAACGCGAAGCCUUAGAAAUAUGCGAUGCCGAUUUAUUGCAAAUAAAAACAAGGCAAAAAUAUGCUUAA
This is a messenger RNA of Psylliodes chrysocephalus, 852 nucleotides long. The record is from the annotation of a GenBank genome assembly. NCBI's taxonomy places the organism in Eukaryota, Metazoa, Arthropoda, Insecta, Coleoptera, Chrysomelidae.